This is a messenger RNA of Magnolia sinica, 1371 nucleotides long. RefSeq lists its product as uncharacterized. The coding region runs from base 71 to 1240 and encodes 389 amino acids. Gene Ontology annotation, molecular function: starch binding. Gene Ontology annotation, cellular component: membrane. The record is from RefSeq and is a predicted model, not a curated record. Lineage: Eukaryota; Viridiplantae; Streptophyta; Magnoliopsida; Magnoliales; Magnoliaceae. The transcript has 5 exons.
CUACAACCUGAUAUACACAAAACAACAACAAGACAGAGAGAGAGAGAGAGAGAGAUUUGCAGAGGCAUCGAUGGAUGCCCUAACGAGUUCUUGCUCGAAGAAGAUCAUCGCUAGUAGCUCCUACGGAAGGAACGGAGCUUCGUUUUGCAAAGCUCGUCUUCUCGGACCUGCUGAGAUUCGAUUUGUCCGAUCCCUGAAGCUCGAUUCCGGUUUUUCCAUAUACCGACAGUCGAUUUUCCUGCUACAGAAGCCGAUCAGAUCGUCGUCUUCUCUGUCUGCGCCAGCUGAGGUAGAUUCAGAGAACGUGGAAACACAGACCCAGCUGAGCCAUCAAUCAAAAACUGUUCAUGUGAAAUUCGAGUUGCAGAGGGCAUGUCAAUUCGGCGAGCAGUUUUUUCUCACUGGGGAUGAUCCCAUUUUUGGCUUGUGGGACCCAGCAAAUGCUAUACUGCUGGAUUGGUCGGAAGGCCAUGUCUGGACUAUUGGACUGGAUAUUCCUAUUGGGAAAACAAUCCAGUUCAAGUUCAUACUCAAAGGAAUCAACGGAGAGAUCCUAUGGCAGCCCGGCCCAGACCGGUGUUUCCAGACUUGGGAAACUGAGAAUACAAUCAUCAUUUUUGAAGACUGGGAAUAUGCAGACCUUCAGAAAGUAACAGAGGAACCACUGGCUGAUCUGAUAGAUGUAUCAGAGGCUAAUGCAACAGGAGAGUUACUGGUUAACUUGGCAGAAGAAUCCAUGGCUAACUUGACCAAGGAACCAAACCAAGAAUCGAUGGCUAACUUGACCAGGGAACCAAACCUCGUAGAGCAUGUAGCAGGAAGCAAUAUCGGAGCUGUAAACAAUGAGAACUGGAUAAGUGUGGAAGAUGCUAAGAUCCCAAUUAGCCAUGGAGGUCCUGUUCUAGUUCCUGGCUUGACCGCUACUCCUGCUCCAAUUUCAUCAACUGAGGAACCAAACCAAGAAUCGAUGGCUAACUUGACCAGGGAACCAAACCUCGUAGAGCAUGUAGCAGGAAGCAAUAUCAGAGCUGUAAACAAUGAGAACUGGAUUAGGGUGGAAGAUGCUAAGAGCCCAAUUAGCCAUGGAGGUCCUGUUCUAGUUCCUGGCUUGACCCCUACUCCUGCUCCAAUUUCAUCAACUGAGGAAGCAUUUUUUAAAGAAGUCACAAAUCGCAUGGUCACCGACGCUUCUGUUGCAGCUGAUGAAGCUACCAACCGUGACACACCUGAGAAAAACUGAAUGAUAAAGGGCCUGAAGAAAUGGCAUCCGAUGGUGGACCUGAGGAAGCGGGCUCUGGUCACAGGCCAGAAGAGCAACCUCAUUUGUCUGAGGAACCCAACCACCAACUCCCAGCAGUUGGCGUUUUAACG